ACUCGCCAAGGAAGGACUUCAGUACCUCGCGGCACCUCAGCGGAAAUGGAAGCAAACCGAAGUCAUCUGAUAGCGGCAAUUCGGCCGUAUUUGCAUUUUUUUUCCAUUUUUACGAUCACACCUCCAAUCGCGUGUUUUCAAAUAUCCUUAAGAAGAAGUUGGUUCUCCAAUUCGGUGGCAGGAUAUGCAUUCUAUUCCCUAAUCAUACUUUUAAUCGUGAUGUAUGAAUGUUAUAUAAAUAUAGAUGCGUUGCAGUUGGAAGUUGAAGACUUUAAGGCUGUGGACUUCACCUUGUUCAUGGGAAAAGUUCAAAAAAUUCUUAUAGUACUCAUUAUGGUUUGCAAUCAUUUGAAUAUGUGGACUCAAUUUCGCCGUCUUAAGAGCAUCUUCAAGGACAUUGCUGAUCUAGAUAAUGAGAUCGACAAAGCAAUGAAACAAUUUGGAGGGCAGGUUCCUCUCAAAAAAUUUCGAUGGCGUGUUGGUCUAGGAGUUGGAUGGUGGAUGUGCUUUUGCGUUGUGGCCAUUCCUUACCUAACCCAUAUAGCCAUUGGACCCUAUGUGAAGUGGCCAGACAAGGUUCUCACACAAUUUAUAUUGGUGAUAAUACAACUCAAGGGUCAGGAAUUCUGUGUGUUCGUUAUUUUAAUAUCAGAGUUCAUACGCCGUCUGCGUCACAGUCUUGAGAAGAUCCUGGAGGAGCUUGUGGAUUGCGAGGAACCAGAAAACCUACAGGAGUUAUGCGUUGCUCUGAGGCAGAAUCAGACCCUGGUAGGACGAGUUUGGCAUUUGGUGGAAGAAAUUAGCGGAUACUUUAGCUUGCCUCUGAUUUUUCUGUUCCUCUACAAUGGAUUAACAAUUCUGCAUGUGGUGAACUGGGCCUUUGUAAAACAUAUACUUCCCAACGAUAAAACUAAAUAUUGUAUGUAAACUUACAGGGCUAUGUUUAAAAUAUAGUACAUAAUUUUUAAAGCCGUUCUAGUACGUCUGCCUCGCUGUUUCGUGUUGCUGAUGAACAUUCUAAUCUUCUCCUUUCACAGUGAUCGUUGCAUGAAAGUUGUAAGUACUAUUCACUAUUUACACAAGUUCGAAUAUAAAGAAUUUUUUAUUUAAAUUAUAUGUAGUAUAACAAAGGAAUUCCGAGGAUUCUUCAUAGAAUGAGUGCAACUCCAGCAGCAUCGAACUUUUUAACGCUAAAAAUGGGCCUUCGGGAAUACACCUUGCAGAUGCAGCACCUGAAGCUAAAUUUCAGCUGCGGUGGUUUUUUCAACAUCAGUAUUAAAAAUUUUGCAGGGGUAAUUUAUAAAUUAAUUUCUAUUAUAAAUUACAAAAUCUAUAAGCCCUUUUCAGAUGGUGAUCACCAUAUAUGGUUACAUAAUUAUUAUCAUGCAGUUUAAAAUGCAAUCUAUUCCUGGAGAAAAGUAUAAAUUUAUAUUUAAUAUUAGCGAUUACUAUUAAUUAGAUAGUUAAUUAAGUAAAUUAGCAUCCUGAAUUGUAUUAUUUCUUAUUACUGACAAAACAGCGACACCUAUCGCCUAAAAAGAGAACGUCAUGUAAAAUAUAUUUUACACAGUACAGUAUUUCAUUAACACCAUUUACCCAUAAUAAAAAAUUAACAAGAAAUUUAAUAUUUGUAAAUGAUUACGUAUAUUUUUUUUUUAGCUUGCACCCACCCGAGUGUUGGCCAGCCCUUCAGGGAUAUCCUUGCGAGUGGGCACUUCAGAGUUUAUUAAAUCUAAACUAUUAUUGUUUCAUUAUUGCCAUCGAUCCGGAGAUCGACCAAUUUCACCGUUCAUAAUCAUUCAGUAAUAUCAGCUACUAACUGUAAACUUAGUCUAGGCUUUUUACAUAGAACAUUUUAUGUUGUUUCAUCGAUUUCGGGAAUUGUACUCAUAAUUAGUUUACUGUAAUUGCGACGCAAGAACUUACGGGCUAGGCUACGGCUACUUACUGGCUACGGACCUAUCACCUACUGCUAAACAUCUGCCCACCUAGACCCAUCAGUGCUCCAUUUGUACGGCUAAAGAGAUUGUAGACUGAGUGUCAGUUGGAUUACUUGCUCGUGAAAUGUUCAGUUACUUGGAUUCUUCGAUACUAUAACUUCAGUUGGAAAUCACAGAC
Messenger RNA from Drosophila ananassae, 2118 nucleotides. Its product is annotated as putative gustatory receptor 98d. Gene Ontology annotation, biological process: sensory perception of taste. Gene Ontology annotation, cellular component: membrane. The transcript has a single exon. Bases 46 to 927 code for a protein of 293 amino acids. The record is from RefSeq and is a predicted model, not a curated record. NCBI's taxonomy places the organism in Eukaryota, Metazoa, Arthropoda, Insecta, Diptera, Drosophilidae.